CUUUGCCUAGAAAUGGAAGACUAUGAAGAGGAGAAAUCGGCUCCUCAAUCUCAGAAUUAUGAAGAGAAUAAGGAAGGAUCUAAUGAGAGUGAAGCUAAUAAUCUCCAAGAUGAAUAUGAUGAUGCUGAAGGAGAUUAUGAGCAUGGUGAAGGAGUAAAUGCUCUCAAUCUUGAAUAUGUCCGUGGCUAUAAUAAAGAUAUUAAGGAUGGAGUUCACAAUCUCACUAAUGGGGAGAGAAAAGCAAUAUUCUACUCCGCCGCACAUACUGGAGUUAUUUACGAUUAUGAGGAAGGUGAGCAAAAGCUACUCCAGGGUCAUUGUAAUCAGAUUACAUGCACUGCUUGUUCAGCUGAUAAGACACUCAUUGUGACUGCAGAUAGUGGAAUUGACAGUAUGCUUGUUAUCUGGAACUCUUAUGAUGGUAUUCCAAUCAGAACUUAUUUUAACCCAUAUGAGAAUGGUAUCUGCAAUUUAGAUAUCUCUCAAGACGGAAGGUACUUAGCAACUAUUUCAGACGAUGAAUUCCAGUCUGUUUCUAUUUGGGAUCUUCAGAAUGAGGAGUUAGAUGAGCCACUUAUUACCACACUCUGUACAUAUGCCAGGGAUGAUAGACAACAUUUGAUCAAAUUUAAUCCUUCAGAUAUUUAUGAGUUAGUUUGUCACGGAAAGAAUCAUCUUGCUUUCUUGUCCUGGAGUGAAGAUUCAGAAGAAAUGGAAUAUUACUUAUCCCCUAUUCAGUCAAGCUCUUAUUCUAAGAAAGAGAAGCAAAAGGCGAGCUUCACUAGCACGGUUUUCGUUCCAGAUUCCACAAAAGCUGUUACUUCUACAGAUAAGGGAGAUCUUCUAGUAUGGGAUAUCUCACUUAUUGUCGAUGGAAUGUCCCAUACUAAUGAGAAGAGGCUAACGAAAGUCCUUGAGCUGCAUCAAGAUGAAACUGCUAUCAACACCCUCACUAUCCAUGGUGAUUAUAUCAUCACUGGGAAUGAAGAUGGAAGUGUGAGAUUCUACGAUUUCGAUCUUAAGAUUUGUGGAUGGUUCGAGAAUCUUGAUUUAGGGCGCAUCAAAUCUAUCUCUUUUGCAGAUGAAGAGCCUCCGUCCGCAAGGCAUGACGAAGAUGAAGAAGAGAAUGAACUCAAAUGUGCUGACUUCAUCGUUGCUGAUAGCAAUGCAGUCAUCUGCAAGCUAGAGAGUAGGCUUUUUGAGGAACUUGAACCUGAUCAGAAAAAGGGAGAGGUUAUAUUCACUGGCCUCAAAUCUGCUAUAAACUGUAUAGCAGUUCACCCUCAUGAAUCAAUUCUAGCUAUUGGUGGCAAAUCUGGCUUCUUGAUAAAUUGGAAUUAUUUGACUAAGGAGGAAGAAUACAAGCAAUUAAAAGAAGAACCAUGUGCUAUUGAGUACUCUCCAGAUGGUAAAUAUCUCAUGGGAGGAACAGCUGAUGGUUUGAUCCGUAUCUAUGAUCCUUACAACAACAUGGCUGAGAUGCAAGCUCCUUGAAAGACUUCGGAAAGAAGUAAUCAUGCUAUUAAACAGCUAAUUGUUUCGAAUGAUUCUGAACAUUUUGCUACAAUGGAUGUAAACACCUGUGUAUGCUUAUUCAAGAGAGAUCAUAAGUAUGGUGAUCCAAACGAACCAAUCGAAUGGGUCUUCUACGGAAAGGUCAAAUGCCAUGAAAUAGAAAUCACUUCUAUCGCAUUCGGAGAGUCUCUAGACUCUAACGAUGAGAUUCAGCUUAGACUUUUCUCUAUUGGAAAAGAUAGAGUUCUAUUUGAGUAUGAUGUGAGUAAAAGUUCUGAGAAAAAUGGGCUGGUCAUUGAUAAUAGUAAAACAAUGAUGAUUGAGCAAGAGAAUGUCCCAACUGCUUGCAUUUGGUAUCCUACUAUUGACUCUAAAGAAGACCUUCUUCUCACGGUAAAUGAUGUGUAUAAAAUGAAAAUCUGGAACGUAAAAAGCUCUCAGUGCAGGAAGACCUGACUUGGCCCUACCUAUGGAGGAGACAUUAGUAGACUCAAGAAGCUUGAAAUUGAUGGAAAUCCAGACAAAUUUUUGGCAUAUUCCACAUUUGAGAAAGUGAUAGGGUUGAUAAAAUUACCUUUGGAUGGAAAUCCAACUAAGACAAUGGGACUGAUAGCCCAUCCAAAUCAGGUAAAAGAUAUGUGUGUCUCCUCAGAUGGUAAAUACUUAUUUACAUGUGGAGGAGUUGAUCUCUGAGUUAACAAAUGGUCUAUCGAUGUGACUCCCAUUGAUAAUGCAAUAAUGAUGGGAGGGGAAGGAAUUGAGCCAUUCAUUAACCUUAUCGAAGGAGGUAGAGAUGGCCAAACCUUCCAAGAUAUGAAAGACUUCUUCUAUUAUUCCAUGGUUAAAAGCAAAACUGAGGGAGAGGAUACUACCAAAACAAGAAAGCUUGAUGGAAAGGUUUCUAUCAACCAACUGGGAAACCUCAUGAGGGCUAUGGGUCAUUAUCCAACUCUGAAAGAGAUUGAAAAUAUGGUCAACGAAGUUGAGUUUGCGCAUUUCUCAGAAAAUUGCGAAAAAGUAGAUAGGUUUGGUCUUGAUACAUUUGUCAAACUAUUUGUGAACCAUAGGCCAGUUUUUGGAAUUGGUCGACCCCAUAUUGAGAAAGCAUUUAACACCCUCUUUGUUGAUAACAAAGAUAAAAAGCCUCUAGCUAAAGUUCCCAGAGAAUCUUUCCUACAAGAGCUUGCAUCUGAAGGAGAGCCUCUGAUGAAUCAAGAGUUGGGAAAUCUUCUAGAUAAAUUGGUCGGAAAAUCUAAUAUCAAAGAAGCCUUAGGAGAAGAAAUAUGGCCAGAGACUUUCGCUAAGGAUAUCCUUAGCUUUGAAGAAGUUGAAGAAGAUGAGGAUGACCAAGAAGAAAACUAUGAUCCUGCAAUGGAAGGUGUUACUCCUGAUGGAACAUUUGAUCAUAAUGUGAUCCCAGAAGAAAACUUUGACUAAAAGCUACAUAUAUUUGACCUAAAUAUUCAUCUA
Moneuplotes crassus is the source of this 2985-nucleotide messenger RNA. Lineage: Eukaryota; Ciliophora; Spirotrichea; Euplotida; Euplotidae. The record is from the annotation of a GenBank genome assembly.